GGGUGGCCAGAGCUGAGCGGUGGAGCAGGGAGGACGCACGGAUCGAGGCCACAGCAGUAUGCCGCAGUGGAUGGGGGAGGGCGACGUCUCGCCGACACCCACGCCGACGCCGACGCCGACGCCGACACCCACGCCGACGCCGACGCCGGCCGAGACGGCCCGGCAGCAGCGACUCUCGGCCAUGCUGGACACACUGCCGCCCGAGCUGGAGCGCAAGCUGUCCGUCCACCACGGCAUCAAGCUGAGGCGCUUCGACACGACCAUCGACAAGCUACCGGACAAGGUGCUGCUGCGCAUCUUCUCCUUCCUCACCCACCGCGAGGUGUCCACGUACGCGCACGUGUGCAGGAAGUGGCGUCAGAUCGCGUACGACUCGUCGCUGUGGUCGGUCGUGUCCAUGAGGCCCGAGGUGUCGGGCCUCUACGUCCAGAACUCGGAGUCCCUGCAGGCGCUGAUCAGCGUUCGGUUCGGGCCUUCGCUGCGCUACAUCGAGCUGCCCAUCGAGCUGACCACCAACGCCGUCCUGCACGAGCUGGCCAGCAAGUGCCCCAACCUGACGUACAUGCUGCUGGACUUCUCGACGGCCAUGCAGCUGCACGACUUCAGCGACAUGCAGUCGUUCCCCACACGUCUGAGGUACCUCUGCAUCUGUCUCUCCGAGGUCAUAUUCAUGGAAGGCUUCAUGCGAAAAAUCUAUAACUUCAUCAACGGCUUGGAAGUAUUACAUCUUAUCGGCACCUACGAGAAGAUUGAAGAGGAGGAGGAGGAGAUCUACGAAGUGGUAAACGUGCACAAGCUCAAGUCGGCCACGCCUAACCUGCGAGUGGUGAACCUGUACGGCAUCAACUUCGUGGACGACACGCACGUGGAGGCGUUCAGCUCCAACUGCAUCCAGAUGGAGUGUUUGGCUAUCAACUUCUGUGCCAAGGUGACCGGCUCGUCCUUCCGGAUCCUGUUUCAACGCUGCAGAAAGCUGAGGUCACUGCAGUGUCAGCAGACGAGUCUGAGCAGCGAGCACAUGAUGGCCGUGGAGUGGGAGAAGACGGCGCUGCAAGAACUGGACAUCACGGCCACUGACCUCAGCACCGAGUGUCUGAUCGACCUGCUCACCAGGACGCCGGCGCUGCGGUGGCUGAGCGCCGGCCAGCAGGACGGCUUCACAGACCAGGUGCUCAAGGCCUACAUCGAGAAGGGCAACCCGCGCAGCCUGGUGGCGCUGGACCUGGACCUAUGCGACAGCCUCUCGGAGGAGGGCCUCUUCGCCUUCCUCUACAAGUACGGCUUCCAGCUGCAGGGUCUGGUGCUCUCCGGCAUCCCGCAUGUCAGCGAUUCCCUCUGGCUGAAGGUCAUGCCGUCACUGAAGAAUGUCAGGAUCCUUAAGAUGGGCACCUUCACUCUGGAGGGGCUAAGUAAGAAGAUCCCGGUGGACCAGAUUAUGGACGCGAUCGCCACCAGCUGCGGCCAGCUGGAGCGGCUCGAGAUCUGCUGGGACCCAGAGACCGUCCGCUUCUCCGACAAGAGUCAGAAGGCUAUCGACGCCGUCCGAGUGCGUUGUCUGAGGCUGUGCUGUCUGGUGCUCAGUGACGGCAAGUACUACGAGGUCGUCAAGUCGAACUUCGAGCGGGCCGACCGAUCGACGGUGGUGCGGACCUCCACCACGUGCAAGGUGACCAACGCUUACCUGCUUAGCCACUACAACGACCUGCUGUUCAACUAGUGCCGUCGGAUCGUCUGGACAGGUGGCAGCACCGGACGCCGCCCUUCUCACCACGGCGUCUCCCGCGUUGGCCGGCGUCACAGUGACGUCACGGCACCACUCCAGGAAAUGGCCGGAAGGGCAUGUGACGACGCAGCGCCCCGUAAGUCGUCCGCCAAGCAUUCGCCGCCCAAGUGGAGGCCGUGUGACGUCACAGCGACAUCACAGCGUGAUGUCCCCCCACCUCAGCGGCCGACGGCUCCGCUCCGGCUGUCCGUGACGUCACGCUGGCGUCACAGCAUGGCGUUCACGAGAGCAGCUGCUCCUCCGGCGUCCCGGUGAAGGUGGAACCGAUCCUAGAGCGUUCGAGCCGACGCCGCAGCCGGCCCGAGACCGGUACGGCCAGCCUCCAGCGCCCCGACCCCCGUGCCGAGCGACCCGCCGCCUUCUCCGCCCUCAGAGGCUGCUCCACGCUGGGGGCGUCACUGAAGAGUGCGACGCGGCAGACCCAGCCGCGGAGCCGCACCGGCGGGCGCUCGCCAGUGAUGUCGCCCUGACCUGCCGUCGACUCGCCCGGCCGCCGUCCCCGCGGCGAAUGCGUGCGCAGCUGUGUCGUCUGCCACCCGGCGUGUCCCCAGACUCCAGUCGGCAUGAGCCAUUGUCGGCACAAACGACGGUCACCCCACACCCGCCGGUCGAUCAGCACGUCGUAGUGGUAAUUGGUUACGCAUCGCUCUGGCAGGACGCAGCGAGUGCCUUCGUAAGAUGACGUAGACAGUACCACCCUUCCAACGGUCAUGUAUUGCCCCAAAGCAAUGGCAGUCACAUGGAACAUUAAUGUUCUUUACGGACCCCUAACUGUACAGGUUUUGCGAUAUAACACUGAAUACACGAGCAGACGCCCUUCGCAGUGUUCGCCGGUGUGCCGGGCCUCCCCGCCUCCCCCGUCUGUGCCGCUACCAGUCACCGCAUCACAACCGAUCAGCGGGAACGAGCCCACAGCGCAGCGCCGUAAGACCGGCACCGAAAACGCCCCGUCCACGCCACGGCGCACGGCGCCAGAGCGCCGCGCCGCGGCGGGCGAGGUUCUGGCGGCCCGCGGCCGCGCAGGGCCGCCUGGCGUACCCUGCGCCAGCCCCUACUCAGAAGUGGUCGCACACGCCGGUGCGUGCGCGUCACGCACGGGACAGAUGGGUACGGCAGCCACCUGCCUGCGCGUCUGCAUUGAAAUCACAACCGAGGAAGCAGGGUCCACAGGCCCUUCCGGACGGGUACCGGGACGCCCCAAGCGUGUACAGGGAUAUAGAGGUUCCUCGCCCCAGUAGGCCGGUUGUACCAUUGAGGCCACGGGGCGCCCCCAGAACACCUUAAGGCAUGGCAACGCAGACGUGUAAAACCCGUUACAUCACGCACCGAAGCGUUGGCACUUGCCUAUACGAUCCGCUCUCGAUAACUAAGAUGCGACCAUUGAGAAGCAGCCCUUUCGUAAUGGCGGGCACACAGCACACUUUGAGACACAUACCAUGCGCCGGCAGCUAGGCCCGGCACGCAGCACGCGCACAGCACGUGUACAUGGUCCGGGCGCGCUGCGCUCCUCUCCCGUGCCGCACUCGCCGCCGGCGCUCCGCCACCUCCCAUUCCCAGAGCAGCGUCCGCCGGACACCGCUCACACGCGCACGCCGGGCACGCGUUUGACACCAGCUACCUGAAGCGCCCACAGAUCGUCCUGACCGUCCACCGGCAGCGUUCUGCACUGUUUCGCCGUCGGAGCCGCGGCUUGGUCCCGCCCGCUGGCGCCGGCGCCGGCGAGGUUCACGACAGAGGGGAUGGGUGCGAGGCGGGGGAGCAAAGGCGCGAGCAGGUCCGCUGUCAGGGUGCAGGCGGCGCCGCGGGCCGGGCCAGGGCGGGGCGGGGCGAGAGAACCGGUUAACUGCGCCGGAAGCCGGCCAUGGGCGGCGGCGGCAGCGGGCCGGCUCC
Molecule: messenger RNA, 3673 nt
Organism: Pollicipes pollicipes
Lineage: Eukaryota; Metazoa; Arthropoda; Thecostraca; Pollicipedomorpha; Pollicipedidae
Gene: FipoQ
Product: F-box/LRR-repeat protein FipoQ
Exons: 11
Coding region: 59-1717 (552 amino acids)
Biological process (GO): positive regulation of protein ubiquitination
Molecular function (GO): protein binding
Source: RefSeq, a predicted model, not a curated record